GGAUUUCUGAUCUAAUUUUCUACCGUUCGCAUUACUAAAGUAUUUUGCAGAUCAUGUGACUUGUUCAAAAUGGCAGACGAACCCUUGCUCAGGGAUCGCCCAGGAAAUCAUCGAUUUGGCUCUAUAGAUCCAGAUUCUGCACACGUACAGAACAUGACAAGAAAGAAUUUCACAAAGAGUCUUCUGUUCUCAAUCUUUGCUUGUGUCAUUGGAUCCUCAUACCAGUUUGGAUUCAACACGGGUGUUUUGAAUGCGCCACAAAAGGUGAUUGAGAAAUUUAUCAAUGAGACAUACACUAAUCAAACUGGCCAUGAAAUUCAGGAAUCUACCCUGACACUACUAUGGUCAAUUACAGUCUCCAUCUACUGUAUUGGAGGAAUGAUCGGAGGUUUUGCUGCUGGAUAUCUUUGCAAUGGAUUCGGAAGGAAACGGACGAUGCUUGCAAACAUUUUGCUGAACAUUGUUGCUGGAGUAAUGGCAGUGUUGUCUAAAUAUUUCGGCGGAUAUGAACUACUAAUAGCAGGAAGAUUUAUGAUGGGAAUUAAUUGUGGUAUUAGUACAGGUGUUGCCCCUCUCUACCUGUCUGAAAUAGCACCUACAAAUCUACGAGGAACAUCUGGUACAAUCAACCAGUUUGCCAUUGUGGUGGGCAUUUUGGUUGCUCAAGUACUUGGUCUCAAGCAAAUUCUUGGAACUUCUGAUCUCUGGCCAUAUUUAGUAGGAACUACCCUGAUUCCUUCUGUUAUACAACUCCUAUGUCUUCCAUGUUGUCCCGAAACUCCACAAUAUCUUAUGGUUGCCAAGGGUGACAGGGCAGCUGCUGAAAAAGCAUUGAUAUACCUACGUCAGACACAUAAUGUGCAAGAAGAGCUAGAUGUAAUUGAAGAGGAAUAUGAAAAACUAAAGUCUGAAACAAAACUUGGUAUAAGGGACUUAUUUAGGGUAUCGUCUCUACGGCAACCACUAUUAAUCAGUGUUAUGAUGAUGCUGUCACAGCAACUCUCAGGAAUAAAUGCGGUUGUAUAUUACUCAACUAGUAUUUUUGAGAGAGCUGGUCUGUCUAUAGAAAAUGCUCAAUACGCCACUCUGGGAACCUCUGUUGUAAAUGUUGUCAUGACAUUCGUUUCUGCAGUACUGAUAGACCACUUAGGACGACGGACACUUCACUUACAUGGUCUUGGGGGAAUGCUUAUCUGUACCUGCAUCAUCUCAGUUGGACUUUUAUGGCAGAACCAGUGGCCCUGGGCAUCGUAUAUCUGUAUAGCUGGGAUCAUGCUUUACUUUGUAGCAUUUGCAAUAGGACCAGGUUCAAUCCCAUGGUUCUAUGUAGCUGAACUAUUUAGUCAAAGUCCUAGGGCACCUGCAGUUGCAGUAGCUGUACUUGUCAACUGGUUUGCUAACUUUCUCGUUGGAUUUGGUUUCCCAGUCAUACAGAAAACUCUAGAGAACUAUGCAUUUGUGCCAUUCUUGAUAUUAUUGGGUUUGUUCUGGACAUAUACAUACAUCAAGGCUCCAGAGACGAAGAAUAGAUCUAUAGAAGAGAUAACUGCAAUAUUUAGAGAUAAGGAUGACCUGCCAGGAUAUAGCAGAUUGACAAACAACAAGGGGAAUGAUGAGAUUGUGAAAAAUGUAUAAAUAUUAGCUUGGAUCGUAACUCAUACCUGAUUGCUAAGUGCAGUAUAAUAUGGAAAAAAAACAUUCAUUUGGCCAAGGUUUGCAACCAAUUUUUGAACAUGGCAAUGGACUUGGAAAAACAGUUGCCUAUUGGGCAAUGAACUGAAUACCAAUAUGCUAAAUUGGGCAAUCAUGUUUUCAAUCUUACAGUUUUGAACAUAAAUCAAUGACAGGUGGAUUUGCUGAAG
Molecule: messenger RNA, 1862 nt
Organism: Owenia fusiformis
Lineage: Eukaryota; Metazoa; Annelida; Polychaeta; Sabellida; Oweniidae
Source: the annotation of a GenBank genome assembly